CAGUCGUUACGAAGACUAGAGAGCGCGCGUACAACGGGAAUCAAAAGUUAAUUGAGCAAAUUAAAAACUUGUUUAUAUACAAUUGACAUCUUAAGAAACUCGGACUUUUGUGUUUGUUUACCAUUUAUUGAUAUGAUAUCCUAAUGACAAGAAGAAAACAGCAAGCUCCUAAGAAAGUUAAAUUCGAAGAGUCUUCUGACGAGCCUCUAGACUUGUCCCUCAAGAGUAAUUCGGCUUUAGACCUAACAACAAAGAAAAAGGCAAAUGACUCGUCUGUCUCGUCUUUAAAGAGCUUAGAACAAAAAUUUGGAGGAAACGCCUUCCUGACAGCAGAAAAUAAUAAACCAAAACCAAUUAAAUCCUCAACUUUAAAUUCAACGUUAAACUCUUUUGGCGGUCAAGUUUACCAUGCUGCUCUGUAUGGUUCUUGUCUACCAUCAACAGUGCCUCUACGCCAACCUACUCCUCGCCCUUCAAAGUUCUUCGCUCUAGCAAACAAAUUCACAAGUUAUACUUGCCAAUGUGGUGCCACCUUCGAUUGUCUGUAUGAUCUGACCGUCCAUAUGCAAAAGACAAAACAUAAACCGACAUAUGGCAAUAACCAAGGCACGGAAGAUUUACCAAAACUAGUCAGAGGUCAGGACAUGUGGUUGAGUCAAGGUAAAAAAAAUUACUCUUUUUUUUCUUGUUCAGUGAUAUUCUAUCAUUAAUAUGUAAAAACAAAUGUCAAGGUCGGUCAACAUAUUCAAGUAUUGGCGUUAAAAGUAUUUACUCGGAAUAUAAUCUAUGCAAAUCAGACCUAAGUCUCUUCAAGAGGGAAUUUUUGCCGCAGACUGCGAAAAAGAUAAAUUCCCUCAAAUUAGAAUUGAUUUGAAUAAAUUUACAUAAUAAGUAUACAAAAAUUUAAGAGGAGGAGUGAAAAAUGAGAAUAAUAUUCUUAUUAAAGGCUUGUUAUGAUUGAUCAGCAAUAAAUUAUGAGCAGAAUAUGUUAUAUUAAACAAGAGAGCACUUGAAUAGUCUUGGAUCAUAUAUUACCAAGUGUAUGCAACAGGAAAACGCCGCCUUUAAGACAGAUAUAAAUAUUGAUAAUAUUCCUUAGUUUAUCCACCGUAACUCGUUAAUCAUUCUUUUGUUUCUUUCUUAUUCCUAUGUAUAUUCUCCUAUCAUAUUAUAAGUAUAAAAUAAUAAAAGAGGCUGGCUAUCAUUAAUUAUACAAUUUUAAAAUAUACAACUUAUAUUUAACUGCUGCAUUUGUUGUUUUUUUUUUAUCAAUUUUUAACACUAGGUUAGAUUUUUAUUGCAUGUUAUAUACGAUUUUCAAGUCAAUACUGAUUAAUUCUUGUCUUCUCUUCUAUCAUUUUAGGCUCUGAACAAACAAGACAAAUUCUUCGAUGCAUCACCUGUUGCGAAUCGUUUAGUAGUCUUGCAGAAUUGACGGUCCAUAUGAUGCACACUAAACAUUAUUCUAAUAUCUUGCACGAAGUUAAGUCAUCGUCUGGCAAGAAAGAAGGAACUCUACAUUGUGAAGUUUGUGGUCAAGACGUCGAGUGUUCGAAGUUUGGAGCACACGCUCAGCAAUGUGUCAAACGUGAUAAUUCAAAAUCUCCACAGCAAGAAACUGAAAUUGAGAGAAAACCUUCCCCUUUACCUUUGGUUGAGCCUGCCGACGAAGACGCACCAAGCGCUCUAAAGGCCAUGCAGAGCUUUAUUGAACGUAGCUUUUCAACUACUCCAAAAAAUUCAUUACCUAGCUCGAGAUCGUCUUCAACAAGUCCGAAAAGGAAAUACAUUGAAGAUGAAGAAGUUCGACAGAAAGACAAUGAACAUCCCCUUAACUCCUUACAAAGAUUAAUUAAAAAUACCGAAACAACAUCUUCGUCAACACCAAAUAUCAUACUUGUAAACCCUAUUGUAACGGUUGUCUCGCCCUCUGAAAAAACUCCCCCAAUUGAAAAGGAAAAUUCUGAAUUUACAUGCCCCGUUUGCAAAAGGGCUUACGUUUCAAAAGGUUCCUAUAGAUAUCACGUAAGCAGGUGUCACGUAAGACCUGGUAAACGAAAAAUGGAUGGAAAAGGUGAAAUCGGAGAAAAAUUGACUAAUUAUUACAAACUAGCAGCUGAAUUAUCCAGUAAAUAAGCACGAACUGGAACGAUCCUGUGUAAAAAGAUUUAUAUCUAUAUACUGUUCAUCUGUAUGUACGUAUAUCAGCCAUUAUAUUAUAAUAAAUAUAUUAAUAAAAUCACUAUGAUCUUCU
Dimorphilus gyrociliatus is the source of this 2254-nucleotide messenger RNA. The record is from the annotation of a GenBank genome assembly. Lineage: Eukaryota; Metazoa; Annelida; Polychaeta; Dinophilidae.